AUGCUGUGCGUUUUCCAGCUUUCAGGCCGACGCUGCCACCCAUUUUGCACACACCUUCAGCGCAACAACGGCUGGGAACUCAUUUGGGAAUGGUGUUUUAGCAGCUCGGAAGACCCUGGUACAACCAGAGGCCUCCACCCGAGGCCAGGCCUCACUGCCCUCUCCAGCCCUGACCCGCCGGGCCGGGCCGGGCCAGGUCGCCCUGGGGGUGCCCUCAGCCAGCCCAGAGGGGAGGCGCUGAGGCCUGGCCCUGCAGUCGCUGAGGUACGAGGGGGAACACCGGGGCCGGUGCGGAGGAGCCAUAACGGCCCCGUCCCUCCGCUCCUCCAAGCCGGGCGCACCCCCUCCGGUGUUCCCUCAAAUCCCGCCGCCGCGCCCGGAACCUUCGCGCAGGGAGGCGCGGUUUCCGCCCGGCCCGGCCGCACCGGACCCGCGGUGCCCGGAAGCGGCGGUAGCCCCGGCGGCCGCGGCGGCUCCACCUGCCCUUGCCCGCCUAGCCCGGGGCGCCAGGGAGCUGCGGUUCCCGCGUUCCUGCCCAGGGAGUUUGGGCCUCCUUCGUGUCCAGAGCAUGACUGUCCCAGCCAAACCCUACGUUCCUCUUGGUUUUCACCCUUCUUCCACACAAUUCCAGACAGGAGCAGUGAAACUGAAUGUGUCAUCUGCCGGAGUCUAGCAAAUAGCAGCUAUGGAAUAAAAAGAAAAUCACCACUUCAAAACUUACAUCUUGUUUCCCGAAGUAUACAUCAUCCCCACUAUCCAAGUUCAAAAUUUCAAAGACCUCCACUGAGGAUAUCUGCUCAGCUGUUCUCUUCUCUUAAUCGUCUUCCCCUACGCAAAACAAAACUUUUAAAUGUAAAAUAUGGAUACCAGUCCCACAGGAACUUUUGGCUAGCUAGACUAGCAUCGAGGCUUCUCAAACUUCGCUACCUUGUAUUAGGAUCUGCUGUAGGUGGUGGUUAUACAGUAAAGAAGACAUAUGAUCAGUGGAAGGACAUGAUGCCAGACCUCGAUGAAUACAAGUGGAUUGUUCCUGACUUCAUUUGGGAACUUGAUGAACAUAUUGACUUUGAAAAACUUAUCAAAGCCCUUCCUGAUGCAGAUGACCUUGCCAAACUCCUGCCUGACUUUGACAAGAUUGGAGAGAGCUUCACUUCACUGAAAGGAUUUUUUUCUCCUGGUGCGCUGUGGAAGGGAGCUGCGGUUCCCGCGUUCCUGCCCAGGGAGUUUGGGCCUCCUUCGUGUCCAGAGCAUGACUGUCCCAGCCAAACCCUACGUUCCUCUUGGUUUUCACCCUUCUUCCACACAAUUCCAGACAGGAGCAGUGAAACUGAAUGUGUCAUCUGCCGGAGUCUAGCAAAUAGCAGCUAUGGAAUAAAAAGAAAAUCACCACUUCAAAACUUACAUCUUGUUUCCCGAAGUAUACAUCAUCCCCACUAUCCAAGUUCAAAAUUUCAAAGACCUCCACUGAGGAUAUCUGCUCAGCUGUUCUCUUCUCUUAAUCGUCUUCCCCUACGCAAAACAAAACUUUUAAAUGUAAAAUAUGGAUACCAGUCCCACAGGAACUUUUGGCUAGCUAGACUAGCAUCGAGGCUUCUCAAACUUCGCUACCUUGUAUUAGGAUCUGCUGUAGGUGGUGGUUAUACAGUAAAGAAGACAUAUGAUCAGUGGAAGGACAUGAUGCCAGACCUCGAUGAAUACAAGUGGAUUGUUCCUGACUUCAUUUGGGAACUUGAUGAACAUAUUGACUUUGAAAAACUUAUCAAAGCCCUUCCUGAUGCAGAUGACCUUGCCAAACUCCUGCCUGACUUUGACAAGAUUGGAGAGAGCUUCACUUCACUGAAAGGAUUUUUUUCUCCUGGUUACAAUUUGGUUAGUGAAGUCUUAGGAGCUUCUGAUCUACUUCUGUUGUUAGGUUCUCCAGGAGAAACAGCAUUCAGAGCUACUGACCAAGGCUAUGACAAUGACAAACAGUUCAAGAAGGGCCUGCUCGGUGAACUCAUUCUGUUACAACAACAAAUCCAGCAGCACGAAGAGGAAGCGCGCAGAGCCGCUGGCCAAUAUAACAUGGGCUCUUCCCACCAGAAGCGAAAGGUUUCUGACAAGGAGAAGAUUGAUCAGCUUCAAGAAGAACUUUUACGCACUCAGCUCAAAUACCAAAGAAUGCUUGAGCGAUUAGAGAAGGAGAACAAAGAAUUAAGAAAAUUGGUACUGCAAAGAGAUGACAAGGGAAUUCAUCAGAGGAAAUUAAAGAAAUCCUUGAUUGAUAUGUAUUCUGAAGUACUUGAUAUCCUGUCUGAUUAUGAUGCUAGUUAUAACACUCAAGAUCACCUACCUCGAGUGGUGGUGGUUGGAGAUCAAAGCGCAGGAAAGACCAGCGUUUUAGAAAUGAUCGCCCAAGCCCGCAUAUUCCCUCGAGGGUCUGGGGAGAUGAUGACACGUUCCCCUGUUAAGGUAACCCUUAGUGAAGGUCCCCACCACGUGGCUUUAUUCAAAGACAGCUCUCGGGAGUUUGAUCUGACCAAGGAAGAGGAUCUUGCAGCUUUGAGAAAUGAAAUAGAAAUCAGAAUGAGAAAUAGUGUGAAGGAAGGGUGCACUGUUAGCACUGAGACCAUCUCCUUAAGUGUGAAAGGUCCUGGAUUGCAGAGGAUGGUACUGGUUGAUUUACCUGGAGUCAUCAGUACUGUGACAUCAGGUAUGGCUCCAGAUACGAAGGAAACUAUCUUUAGCAUCAGCAAGGCCUACAUGCAGAAUCCUAAUGCCAUCAUCCUUUGUAUUCAAGAUGGAUCAGUGGAUGCAGAACGCAGUAUUGUUACAGACUUGGUCAGCCAAAUGGAUCCCCAAGGAAAAAGGACAAUUUUUGUGUUGACUAAAGUUGAUCUUGCUGAGAAAAAUGUAGCAAGCCCAAGCAGGAUCCAGCAAAUAAUUGAAGGCAAACUCUUUCCAAUGAAAGCUUUGGGUUAUUUUGCAGUUGUUACUGGAAAAGGAAACAGCAGUGAAAGCAUUGAAUCUAUUAAAGAAUAUGAAGAGGAAUUUUUUCAAAAUUCAAAGCUGUUGAAGACAUGUAUGCUGAAGGCACACCAGGUAACAACAAAGAACUUAAGCCUUGCUGUGUCAGAUUGCUUUUGGAAGAUGGUGCGAGAGUCCGUGGAGCAGCAAGCAGAUGCUUUUAAAGCCACACGUUUCAAUCUUGAGACUGAAUGGAAGAACAAUUACCCCCGGCUGAGAGAGCUUGACAGGAAUGAACUGUUUGAAAAAGCAAAGAAUGAGAUUCUUGAUGAAGUCAUAAGUUUGACUCAGGUCACACCAAAGCACUGGGAGGAGAUUCUUCAGAAAACUUUAUGGGAGAGGGUAUCUACUCAUGUGAUUGAGAAUAUCUACCUUCCAGCAGCACAGACUAUGAACUCAGGGACAUUUAACACCACUGUAGACAUCAAACUGAAGCAGUGGACUGACAAGCAACUGCCUAAUAAAGCAGUAGAGGUGGCGUGGGAGACUUUGCAAGAAGAAUUUGCCCGCUUCAUGACAGAACAUAAAGGAAAAGAGCACGAUGAUAUCUUUGAUAAACUGAAGCAAGCUGUCAAAGAAGAAAGUAUUAAACGACACAAAUGGAAUGAGCGAGCGGAGGAUAGCCUGCGAGUGAUCCAACACAAUGCUUUAGAAGAUCGGUCAAUAUCUGAUAAACAGCAGUGGGAUGCAGCUAUUCAUUUUAUGGAAGAGACUCUCCAAAGUCGUCUCAAAGACACUGAGUCUGUUAUUGAAGAUAUGGUGGGUCCAGACUGGAAAAAAAGAUGGUUAUACUGGAUAGGCCGCACCAAAGAACAGAAUAUUCGUAAUGAAACAAAAAAUGAACUUGAGAAAUUAAUCAAAUGCAAUGAAGAACAUGCAGCUUAUCUGGCAAAUGAUGAAGUGACGACUGUCAGAAAGAAUCUUGAAGCAAGAGGAAUAACAGUGGACCCAUGUCUGAUUAAAGACACAUGGCACCAAAUUUAUAGAAGAUAUUUCCUGAAGACUGCUUUGAACCACUGCAACCUAUGUCGAAGAGGCUUCUAUUAUUACCAGAGGCAUUUUGUGGACUCGGAGCUGGAAUGUAAUGAUAUUGUCCUCUUCUGGCGGAUACAGCGAAUGCUGGCAAUUACGGCAAAUACGCUGAGGCAGCAGCUCACUAACACUGAAGUAAGGCGCUUGGAGAAGAAUGUAAAAGAAGUGCUUGAAGAUUUUGCUGAGGACAAUGACAAAAAGGUGAAGCUCCUAACUGGCAAGAGGGUCCAGCUGGCAGAGGAUCUCAAGAAAGUUCGGGAAAUCCAGGAAAAACUUGAAGCCUUCAUAGAAGCCCUCCAUCAAGAAAAGUAGAUUGUUCAAGCAGCAACUUUACACAAGAAUGCAGCCUUUUCCUGGAUAUCUUGCACAAAGAAGACUGAAUAGAAAUGGCUUUUUUGUCCCAUUCUCUUUCCUAUCUUUUGGGGAGCAUCCUAAAAUGAUGGAGGGGAAAGAAAAUAAUGUCUCAUGGGAUUGAGAAGUUCAGUUCAAAUCCACCUGCUCUUUUAAUUUUUGAAGCUACAUGCACAUGACAGAAGGAUCUGACUUGUGUGUCAAUGAGAUAGCUUGGGAGUUUGCUGAAGUUGUACAUUUAAGUUUGGGGUUUUUUUCCUGAAAGGAAAAAAAAAAAGCUUUUAUUUUUGGCACCUGUCUUGUAUGGUAAAGCUGGAUCAGAUUCAUAAAAUGAUUUUAUCUGUUGUCAUUUUCUUGCCUGCAGAUGAUCCUGGGAGUUUAACAUAAAGUUUUAGUAUUUGUAUGUACAUUAAAAUGCCCUUCUAAGUAAUGCAAUUUGUAUUUGUUAUGCUCUGUGUUGGAAACAUUCUCUGAUCAUUCUGGUACAGAUUUAAAAGCAUGGUAUUGAGAUCUUGAGAGGAAGUUGUGGAUUUUGUUAAACUACUAAACUCUUGAGAGACAUCAUCCAAGCAAUUCUUUUAGUGCUUUCAAGUGAAAGUACAGACUGGUAUUCACUGACAUCUUAAAAGGUUUGGCUCAGGAAAUAAUAUCAACAACUGCUCCUUUUACCCAUUCUUUCCUAGUAUAUGUUGUUACCCUUGAAUCAUAGCCGAUUACAUUUCAUUUCUGGGAUUGCACAGGCUCUGAUUUCCUUGUUAAGUCCUCCCUUCACCAUAGGUACAAAGUAACUUGAUCAAGUGUGUGUGAAAUGUAGAAAGAUACUCCAUACAAUUCCAACUUCUCCAACCUCCUUAACUAAAAAAGGAAAAAUACAAUUAAUCUCAUUUUUUCUAAUAUCUACUCUUAAGACCAAAAUCGCUUUUAUAAGAAUGUUAUGCACAAGGUCCCACUUGAUUUCUAUCAUUCAGUAAAAUAGUAAGUAGUCAUUCUUUUACUGCCUUUCAGUUUUGCUGUAGAAAUGUCACUUCUGACAAAUUUAAGCAUGAUUUAGCCUCUGUAUCGUAGGUGCCUGGUGAUUAAUCACCACCAUAUUUUUCUGCCCACACUUUGCCACAAAUGAUCUGGAUACACUUCUGAACACUAUGUGGAAGAGGAAAGAGUUUGUUUUGCAGUUGUCUGAUUGUGUAUGUUUUAAAAUUUACGUGGUUUAUUUGUCCCAUUUUGAAAAGGCUAUUGAUUUUGAUGUGUGGCGAUUAAAAGAGAGGAAUCUGAAUGUUUUCCAACAGAUACUGUUUCUGUUUGCUUUCAGAUGAAACAAUACACACUUUGGUAAGAUGUUCCCCCAAUGUUCAGACAUCAAAUAUUCAGUCAAGUGGACAAAAAGAUAACGUAGAGCUAUUCAUAAAAUGGUGUUGAAAGAUUAAAUAUUGCAAGGUGAUCUAAAUGAAUGUUUUGGGAUUUUCUGUUUAAAAUUACUUCCUGAAAAUGAAUGUUUGAGAAAGGAAAAAUGAAAACAUGACUUAUGUCAUCAUCAUUCUCUGAAGAUAACUUCGGAAAUGUAAGUUUGCACAAUUCUGAAGGCAGAGUCCUAAAGUUGUAUAGCAAGUGAAGCAAAUCUGUACUUGUGUUAAAUCCUUCUUUGUAAAAAAAAAAAAAAAAAAAAGACAAAAAUACCCCACAAGUUUUGCAUUUGCCUAGAGAUCACUGUUUGAAACUUCUGUGUAAUGUAAAUGUUGCAAAAUGUUGCAUCCAGUGGCCCAGUGUUCACCUCUCUUAGCGUGAUGUUCCUGGAGUUUUAGUUUCAACUUCUCUGUGCUGCUCAUCUAAGACUUAGCAUGAUGUACUCCAUGAAAACUAGGUAUUUAUUGAAUAAAAAUGUAACUGAAGGAAUAAUAAAUAUGGGUUUUGAACACAGUGCUAUUGCACCUAAUUCAGAA
This is a messenger RNA of Calidris pugnax (ruff), 6326 nucleotides long. It is a transcript of the gene OPA1, whose product is annotated as optic atrophy 1 (autosomal dominant). Gene Ontology annotation, biological process: mitochondrial fusion. The record is from RefSeq and is a predicted model, not a curated record. NCBI's taxonomy places the organism in Eukaryota, Metazoa, Chordata, Aves, Charadriiformes, Scolopacidae. Gene Ontology annotation, cellular component: cytoplasm; microtubule; mitochondrial membrane. Bases 1 to 4350 code for a protein of 1449 amino acids. The transcript has 36 exons. Gene Ontology annotation, molecular function: GTP binding; microtubule binding; GTPase activity.